AUGGCCGGGACUGUGAAACAACCGUUACCAUUGGCGCUGCUUCUGCUGACGUGCGUGCUAACUGUGACCGUAGAGUGCUGUCCAGAGGAGAGAAGAUGCUUCCCGGACGACAUUGUACAGGUCACCUGCCAAAGCAACUCCCUCCCCGAGUGGACGAAUGAGCCCAGCAUAAUUGACUGUAGCAUGUAUGUAACGUGCAUCAACGGGGUAGGUAUACAGAUGUGCUGUCCGGUGGGGGACUACUUCAAUCCUACCACCCUCGUGUGCGAUGAUGCGGGCAAUGUGGAGUGUAACAUCGAACCCCCACCGUGUACGGAUCCGACGACAACGGAAGCCACUACGAGUCCAACACCUGAAGUUACUACACGCCCGGAAGAAACUACCACUACUAUAGAAACAACAACAACUCCAGUGCCGGAAAUUACCACAACAACUGAAGAAACGACAACAACAAGUGAAACAACGCCAGAACCCACAACGCUCGAUCCAGAGCCCACAACAACGUCACCGGAAGAAACUACCACGCUGGAUCCAGGCGGAACAACUCCGUUGCCGGAAGAUACCACCACACUAGACCCUGAAGUGACAACCGAGUUACCUGGAACUACCACAACUAACGAUGAUACUACCACAGUAACUGGUGAAACGACAACCGUAGUCAGCGUAGAUUUGGACGCGCUAUGCGCUAGGCAGUCUACCGAUGGUCUCCUGGAGGUGGCUUAUCCCGGACAAUGCCACCAGUACGUGAUAUGUGCUGAUCGAGAGCUGGUUGGUACCGAGACAUGCCCGGCAGGAUUGCAUUUCAAUCCCAUACUGCUAGUUUGCGACUCUCCCGACACUGCCGAGUGCACCGAGCACAUCUGCCGAGACAAUCCUGAAGGCAGCCAAGUACCCAUGAAAAGCGUAAACACAUGUGAAAUAUACUAUAUCUGCGUCGGCAGCAUCGCAAUAGUACGACAGUGCGCUCCCGGUACGAUCUACGAUCCCAACAAUGACUGGUGCAUCGGCGAGGAUUUGGAGAACCCAUGCGUGGUAACUAGUCAAUAG
This is a messenger RNA of Anopheles cruzii, 1047 nucleotides long. RefSeq names its product mucin-2-like. Gene Ontology annotation, cellular component: extracellular region. Bases 1 to 1047 code for a protein of 348 amino acids. NCBI's taxonomy places the organism in Eukaryota, Metazoa, Arthropoda, Insecta, Diptera, Culicidae. The transcript has 2 exons. Gene Ontology annotation, molecular function: chitin binding. The record is from RefSeq and is a predicted model, not a curated record.